CUUCGAGGGAGGUUCACAUGGGAUCACAAAUUAAAAAGGACAGUGAUAUUUCACUGGCAGCCAUGGCAAUUUCACCCGGGUUAUGAUCCGACCCGGACAAGGAUGUGUUUGGGAGAUAGUAGAAGGGAAGAAGAGCUCAGCUUCACUUCCCUCUGCUACUGAACAAUGCUCUCUCGUCUUCUCCCCAAGCCCUCCCAUUUUCGUCUUCUAACCCUAAUUGCUUCCAAAUCUCAAUCAUGUUACGAUUCGCAUGUUACCAACCCUAUUUUCUCUUCUCUCAUUAGACCUUUCUGCACCAACCACAAUGAUGACGACAAUAACAAGAAGGUCAGAGAUCAAUCAACCUCGGACCCCUGGAAAAUUUCCAGGGAAAGCGAUUCAAAGUUCGACAUUUUCUUCUCUCAAGAUGCUGGAAACCUGCCCGGAAUCACCGGCUCUGGCGAGAGUAGACCUGAGGAUGGGUCGUGGUUAGACGCCAAAGGAGACAGUGGUGGCGACAUAUUUGGGGGAAUCGAUAAGGAGAUUGGCGCCAGGAGCGAAAAUGGUGCCCCCGGUGGCGGGAUUGAAGAUGAGUGGUUGACUUCGGAAGAGUACAAGCCGUGGAGCUUGGUGGAGGAGGAGAAGGUUGAUGUGUUCGACCUGGGAGAGGAUGUGAAGAGAGAAGGUGGAAGCAGAGGGCAAAGUGAUGAGAGCUUGGAGAGUAAGAGAACCGAGGAGAUAGAGAAUCUCGCGAGAGAGGAGAAAGAGCUCACAGCUAUUCUCAAAGGACCAAAUCGUGCAUUUGGGGAUCUUAUUGCAGCAUCAGGUAUAACAGAUGAUAUGUUAGACAGUCUGAUUGCCCUGAAGGACUUGGAAGGGGUUGAAGGAUUGCCUCCUUUAAGUGUAAUAGAAGAUAUGCGCUAUGAAAAGAACACAAGAAGGUCAUCAAGAUAUGAAAUUGAACGCCAGAAACAGGAGGAAAUUGCCAAAGCAAGAGUCAGACAAGUCGAUGAUAAGGGAAGGGCUUAUGGAACUGGAAGAAGAAAAUGCAGUAUUGCCCGUGUUUGGAUUCAACCUGGAGAUGGCAAAUUUGUUAUUAAUGAUAAAGCAUUUGAUGUCUAUUUUCCAUUGCUUGAUCACCGUGCUGCCCUUCUUCGACCUUUCUCUGAGACAAAGACUUUGGGUUUAUGGGAUGUGGACUGCACUGUUAAAGGAGGUGGCAUGACAGGUCAAGUUGGAGCAAUACAACUUGGGAUCAGCCGAGCAUUGCAAAACUGGGAACCAGAUUUGCGUCCUCCACUCAAAGCCGUUGGUUUCUUGACGAGGGAUUCGCGUGUGGUGGAGAGGAAAAAGCCUGGAAAAGCAAAAGCAAGAAAGAGCUUCCAGUGGGUGAAGCGUUGAGAAAAAUACUCUUGCACUAUCACUUUGUGAAUUUUACCUACCAACUUGGAGUUUUGCCUCGGAUACACUUACAGUGCCUGGUACUCAAUCAGAAAUCUAACCUUGAAUGGUAAAGAUUUUGUGAACCAGGAAACAGAAGUUAUCCUUUGAGCAAAUUUUUUGGUUCGGUGAUUAUGCAUUGUUUGGUCCCAAUAUAGUAACCUCAAUGCUGGAAGAUGCUCUUCUAUUUAAUCCCCAUUAAAUUCUGUGAUGUACAAUUUAAAUAAAUGUUAUAUAAAAGGGUUGGCACAAUCAGGGGAGUAUCCUUAGCUUUCUUUCCAUUUAAAACUAGGUUGGUCCUGCCAUAAUCUUUCCCUUGAACUAUAAUUAUUAACCACUGUUCACUUCAUGGACAUCAUGAUUUGAAUGGGUAAGAAAAGGUACUGCAUUGUUUCAGCUAA
Carica papaya (papaya) is the source of this 1820-nucleotide messenger RNA. RefSeq names its product Ribosomal protein S5 domain 2-like superfamily protein. Gene Ontology annotation, molecular function: RNA binding; structural constituent of ribosome. Gene Ontology annotation, biological process: translation. The record is from RefSeq and is a predicted model, not a curated record. NCBI's taxonomy places the organism in Eukaryota, Viridiplantae, Streptophyta, Magnoliopsida, Brassicales, Caricaceae. Gene Ontology annotation, cellular component: cytosolic small ribosomal subunit; ribosome.